Galleria mellonella (greater wax moth) is the source of this 2752-nucleotide messenger RNA. It is a transcript of the gene Ero1L, whose product is annotated as ero1-like protein. The record is from RefSeq and is a predicted model, not a curated record. Gene Ontology annotation, cellular component: endoplasmic reticulum membrane; endoplasmic reticulum. Gene Ontology annotation, molecular function: thiol oxidase activity; FAD binding; protein-disulfide reductase activity. Gene Ontology annotation, biological process: protein folding in endoplasmic reticulum. The transcript has 2 exons. Bases 185 to 1762 code for a protein of 525 amino acids. Lineage: Eukaryota; Metazoa; Arthropoda; Insecta; Lepidoptera; Pyralidae.
AUGGAUUGUAUUAUAGUAUGUACGUUUGUUUUAGUACGUCGUUUUAUUACCUAUAACUUGUUCGUAUUCGUGUGAUAAAAAAUACUUUCACUUCGUUGACAACCGUCGAUACUAUAGUAUAUUCUAAAUGUGCAGUGUGUGGACUUUACGAAUUACAAACUUUAUCCGAUAAAUACUAAAUGCGAUGCGCACAGAUGCUACUGAAAUGGCUUAUAAGAAAUAUUGUGUUGUGUUUAUAAUUUUCGCUCUUGCGAUAGUUCAGGCGGUCGGUUACGACACAGAGCUGUAUGAAUGGAAGCCUUGCAACAGUAAUGUAUGCUUCGAAGCGCUUCACGGAGCCCUAGGCGACUGUUCUUGCAGUGUCGACACGAUUGACUACUUCAACAAUGUAAAGAUCUUUCCUCGCAUCCAGAGCUUAGUGAGUAAGGAUUAUUUCCGUUUCUACAAAGUAAAUUUAAAGAAGGAAUGCCCAUUUUGGGCGGAUGACAGUAGGUGCGCUAUGAAAUACUGUCAUAUAAAAAAAUGUUCUAAAGAAAGUGUGCCUGGAUACGCGAAUGGUUAUGAUAAUGACCAUAUCGACGAGACUCCAGCCACAAAGUACACCAAGGAAGCUCAGUCCGAAUGUGGCUCUGAUGCUGAUCAUGAUCCUGAUUUGAGUUACCUUAAUAUGACUAUAAGUGCAGCUAGUCAAUAUGAAAUUGCAAAGUGGAAAGCAUAUGAUGAUGCUCUUGAAAAUUUUUGUGAAAAUGAUGACAGAAAUGUUGAUGCUGAAUAUGUUGAUUUAUCUUUGAACCCCGAACGUUACACUGGCUAUAAAGGGUCAUCAGCGCACAGAAUCUGGCGGAGCAUAUACCAGGAAAAUUGCUUUCGUCCUAAAUUGAACCCUUAUGAGUCAUUCCCUUAUGUUUUGAGUUCAGAUUUAAGCAAUAUGUGUUUAGAGAAGAGAGUUUUCUACAGGGCUGUGUCAGGUUUGCAUACAAGCAUUAAUAUUCAUUUAUGUUCUAAAUAUUUGCUGUCAGAAAAGACAGUUGGAUUUGCUGCACCACCUGAGGGAGAGUGGGGACCGAAUUUGGAAGAGUUUCAGCGUCGUUUUGACCCAUCUCAGACAUUUGGGGAAGGUCCAAAUUGGCUUAAAAAUCUGUAUUUUGUAUAUUUAUUAGAAAUGAGAGCUCUAGCAAAAGCCGGACCCUAUUUAGAGAGGGAGGAGUAUUUUACUGGUAAUCCUAUAGAGGAUGAAGAGACCCGGCAUGCAAUACGUAAUAUGCUCGGGGUCAUUUACACCUUCCCAGAUCAUUUCAAUGAGUCAUCAAUGUUCAACGGAGGUAGUCAAGCAGCAACACUUAAAAAUGAGUUCCGUGAACAUUUUUGGAAUAUAUCAAGAAUAAUGGACUGUGUUGGAUGUGAUAAAUGUAAACUUUGGGGUAAGCUGCAAACUCAAGGUCUAGGAACAGCCCUCAAGAUUUUAUUUUCGGGUAGAUGGGACAGUUCUGAUGGGGAUCCAGAGCAAGGCAAGCUGCCACUGAGGCACAAAUCGCAACGAUUGCAAAGAACUGAGAUAGUGGCAUUGUUUAAUGCAUUCGCUAGACUAUCAAAUAGUAUAAGGGAAUUGGAGAACUUCAGGAUAAUGCUCAGUGCAAAUAAAGAGUCGGAGCCGAAGCAAAAUAUAUUUGGCGGGAAAGAAAUGAAGGACUCUAAUAAAAAAGUCAACGUGAAGACCGGACAGUGUACAUCAGGCGGAUCGAAACCAAGAUUAGGAAGUUAAAUUUAGAUAUUUAUUUAAUUAUGUUGGCGUAAAUUGGUUAUAGUUUAGGUCAUAAUGUAGGAGAAUAUAGGGUCUAUAAUUAAAUAUACAGGGUGAUACUUAAAAAAAAUCAAUUAAAAACAGUAGUUGUAUUAGAAAGAAAGAAAUAUGGUUAUUUGACGCAUAACAACAACAAUUUCAAUAAAAUCAUGUUUUUAUAUAUAAAAUAAAAGGAGAAAUACAACAAAAGAAGAAAUUGCAAUAUUAUUAUUUAAUUUCGGAUAAAAAAUAAAAAAAAAACUUAUUCGAAAAGUCUAAAAAGAAUCCAAAAUUAAUCACUUUGUAAAGCAAUGUCAAAGGUCAAUACGAAGGAGAAAUGAGCGCUGAAAUGUAACGGAAUAUCUGUUACUUAAUUUUAAUCAUAAUACAUUAAUAUUAUAGAUUAUUUAAUUAAAAUUUAGCUCAAUUUCGCCUUUGUAGUCCAUUUACACGAGUCAUAAUAGAGUUAGGUUUACAUAAUCCGCCGAAUUUAAUAGAUCUCUCGCGCUCAAGGCGUAAUAUUAACGGACUAGUAUAUUAACAUCGGCAGAUUAUACAAAGAAAUCUCUAUUAUGAUUCGUGUAAUUCGAUCUCUUUAAACACCUUGUACACGUAUAUAUUUGUAAUAUUUAUGAUAAAGUCGAAAAGUACGAGUAAUUUAAUUAAAAAAAAAAAUCUUAAUAUAACCGCAUUUUAAUUUAGCGAUUCGUGAUCAUAUGGUAUAGUAAAUCGAUAUAAAACCUCAAAUACCAUUUACGCCAACAUUCCAGAUCAUCACAAGACUUAAUAUUUAUUGAAAUCCAGUGAGUGUUGAGCUUAAUUUAUAAUAUAGUGCAAGGCAAAGCUAAAUAUUGUAUAAAGUAAUAAGAGAUAAGAUAAACCUAAAUUUUAUGUGUUAACAAAUUGCAUAAUCUUUAAACAAUUAUAAUUAAAUUUUAAUUUGCUUAUACACGUGUGACAUUUUAAAAUGUA